Molecule: messenger RNA, 1047 nt
Organism: Trypanosoma cruzi
Lineage: Eukaryota; Euglenozoa; Kinetoplastea; Trypanosomatida; Trypanosomatidae
Exons: 1
Coding region: 1-1047 (348 amino acids)
Source: RefSeq, a predicted model, not a curated record
AUGGCGACGAGGGAGGAUGCAAGAGUAGUUCAUGUCUUUGUAGAAGAUCCAUCGGUCGUCCUCAUAGAAGACGUGCACGACUGGCUGCGGAUCAUUGAUGAUGUUGAGGAGGCAAAGGAGCAGUACGACACGGCGCGGCGGUGCCGAUUUUAUUGGCUGCGCUUUAAACAUGGGUUCGCGGCGCAGCUGGCGGUGAACUACCUUGACGGGGAGAAGCUGAAAAACAAUGUCGUCCGCAUCUUUUCGAGCGUCUACACCAAGCGAACUCCGGUGGAGGCUGACGCGGAAGACACCACACAUCCUGAGGGAGAAAAGGAGGAGCAGCAGGCAGUGGAAAAUCCAAAUCUUCCGUUCAAUCAUCGCAUGCCUUCCGAUCUGCGGAUGGAUACGCCGCUUGUUGACAGUAUACCGACGCUGCUGUCGGCUGCCGCUGAGGGAAGCGAGCAACACGAUCUCGUUCAGCAACUAUGCCAACUGCAAAAGUCAUAUUGCCAAGUUCAGGAAAUGAUUCAGGCAGCCGAAUUAAAUAUUCAAAAGGCAGACGAAGAGGUUAUGCAGCUUCUUCGGGGAAAUGACAAGUCAUCCGGUUCUGUGGUAAAUGGAAUUAAUGACAAGGCUGAAGAUGACAGAAGCCCAGAGUUGAGACGAAGCAGGCGCCUUGCCAAUACCGUACAAAUACCCAUGACCCUUCUUGACCCAGCGAGCCUAAUCGUGAAAUUCACCCGGCACAUUGGGCCAGUGACGGAUUAUUCUUUUAGUGUAUCCCCCGAUGGGCAUUUUUUUCGGACCGUCGUGGAGUUUUUUCAUGAGGAUGAUGUGAUUUACGCGUUGCAAAUUCUGAACGGAGGUGGGAGUAGUAAAGCUGCAACUCAUUCCACAAAACGUACCCGUUUAGAGUGUGACGCCGAAGAGGCAUUAUCGCCUCUAUCCGUGUACAAUUGGGGUGAAGACGCAUCGGCUGACUUGCUGCGUCCACCUGAUCUCUCUCUGUUUUAUAACCCCGCACACAUUCAAGCCAUGAAUGUGCUUCAGUCGUGCUUGAAUUGA